Messenger RNA from Topomyia yanbarensis, 3216 nucleotides. RefSeq lists its product as uncharacterized. Gene Ontology annotation, molecular function: nucleic acid binding. The record is from RefSeq and is a predicted model, not a curated record. Gene Ontology annotation, biological process: DNA integration. The transcript has a single exon. NCBI's taxonomy places the organism in Eukaryota, Metazoa, Arthropoda, Insecta, Diptera, Culicidae. The coding region runs from base 1 to 3216 and encodes 1071 amino acids.
AUGCUAUUCGCUCAGACUGUAGCACGCGACGACAGCGGAAGAUUCGUUGUUACCUUGCCGAAAAGAGAGUUCAUCUUUCAACAGAUCGGUGAUUCAAAAGACAUAGCUAUGCGUCGAUUUGCGGGGUUAGAAAGGCGGUUUCAGUCGAAUUCCGAGUUGAGGUUGAGCUACACUGAGUUUAUCCAUGAGUUUCAACAACUAGGUCACAUGAAGGAGGUAAUGAGUCAAACCGAUGAGCAUCCCGUAUUCUACCUUCCACACCACGCAGUUUUGAAGCCAGACAGCACAACGACCAAACUCCGAGUCGUGUUCGAUGCCUCUUGUAAGUCGUCAUCCGGAGUUUCACUGAAUGACGCAUUAAUGGUUGGCCCUGUAGUUCAAGAAGAUCUUUUAUCGAUCAUUAUCCGUUUCCGUCUUCAUCCAGUCGCUAUCGUCGCCGAUAUUGAAAAAAUGUACCGGAUGAUAAAGGUGCAACCAUUCGAUCAACAUCUUCAACGCAUAUUAUGGAGGGAUUCAGUCAACGAACCAGUACGUGUGUUUGAGUUAACGACGGUUACAUAUGGUACAGCAUCCGCUCCUUAUCUGGCGACCAAAUGCUUGCAGCGGUUGACCGAAGAUGGGUUGCAAUCAUUUCCCCGCGCUGCUUGUGCACUGAAGAAAGAUUUCUAUGUCGACGAUAUGCUAACUGGAGCAGAUAACAUCGAAGACGGUAAGCAGUUGACGAAGGAGAUGAUCGAGUUAACGAAUUCAGGGGGGUUCACAUUGCGGAAAUGGGCUUCCAAUUGUCCCACGCUUCUGGCUGAUUUACCACCCUCAUUAUUGGAUGACCGUGUGACACUUGAGCUGAAUUCUUCGAGUUCCCCAGUCAAAACGCUAGGUUUGUUGUGGCAACCUACCUCCGAUAAAUUCUUAUUUCAUUCGCCGGUCUGGAGCAACAUCACUGUGAUCACUAAACGAACGGUUCUUGCCGAUGCAGCUCGUUUGUUUGAUCCUCUUGGUCUAGUUGGACCAGUUGUUGUCAUAGCAAAAAUCUUUCUCCAAGAAUUGUGGAAACAGCAAUGUGGAUGGGAUGACCCACUGCCGGGUGACAUGCAGUCCUUCUGGCUGGAAUAUAGGAGGAACCUCAUUGCCUUGUCUUCGCUUUCGGUUCCUCGGUGGGUGGCGUUUCGAGCAGAUUUGAUGUCGGUCGAGAUUCAUGGCUUCUGCGACGCAUCAGAGAAGGCUUACGGGGCCUGCCUAUAUUUACGCUGUACGGGUCAAGAUGGCAAGAUAGCUGUUCGAUUGUUAGCAGCAAAGUCCAGGGUCGCGCCACUAGAGGAUUUGAAGCGAAAGAAAAAGGCGCAGACCAUUCCUCGUCUCGAGCUAUCUUCAGCACUACUUCUGAGUCAUCUAUACGACAAGGUUCGUGAUAGCGUUAAAAUACAACAUAGAGCAUACUUCUGGACCGAUUCGACGAUUGUGUUGUACUGGUUAUCGUCACUACCAUCCAGAUGGCAAAUGUUUAUUGCAAAUCGUGUGUCGGAGAUCCAGCAUAUUACUAAGGGAAGUUCAUGGAAUCACGUGUCAGGUGUGGAAAACCCUGCCGACAUCAUUUCGCGUGGGAUGACUCCGGCACAGCUCCAGUAUCAAAGAGUGUGGUUUGAGGGACCGUUAUGGAUGCUCCAAGAUCGCAGUAUUUGGAAGGUAGAUACACCAGUUGAAGAGAUAGACCAUUCAUUGUUGGAGGAAAGGUCCAUUGCACUGCCGACGACGACAGAUUAUCCGAGUGAUAUCUUCACCCUGCGAUCAUCGCUCUCCGACCUCGUUCGUAUUGUGGCACUCAUCCGUCGUUUCAUCCACAACACUCGACAACAACACGGUACCGGAAAUCGCAGAGUCGGAGUCCUUAGUCAUGACGAACACGAACAGUCUAUGUUGGCUCUAGUUCGUCUCUCGCAGAAAGAAUCGUUUGCUGCCGAAAUUACCGCUCUACAAAAAGGAAAACCAGUGUCGUCAUCAUCAGAAAUAGUCCAGAUCCACCCCAUUCUGGUCGAAGGGUUAUUGCGAGUGGGCGGCCGUCUACGUCACGCACCAAUACCGAUAUCUCGAAAGCAUCCAUUCGUCCUCAGUCAACAUCACCCCCUCAGUAAACUCAUUGUAGUACACUAUCAUCUGAAGCAUUUUCACGCGGGCUCGCAGCUCUUGAUUGCUAGCGUUCGAGAAAACAGACCGCGUGUUUUAGAACAGCUAAUGGCUGAUUUACCAUCUGAGCGAGUUACUCCUGCACAUCCGUUUCUGAAGGUAGGCGUCGACUAUUGCGGGCCGUUUCAGGUCAUUUACCCCAUCCGAAGAUCUGCUCCAAGAAAAUACUUCGUCGCGAUUUUUGUGUGUCUUGCGACAAAGGCUGUUCACCUAGAGCUCGUUGGAGACCUAACGAGUGCAGCGUUCCUCGCUGCCUUUAAGAGAUUCGUCGCUCGAAGAGGGAUACCUGCAUUGGUGAUGUGUGACAAUGCUCUCAACUUUGUAGGCGCCAAACGAGAACUUGACGAGUUGGUUCAACUCUUCAAUUCCGAGCAGUUUCAACAAUCCGUAGCACGAGGAGCCCAGCACGACAGAAUAGAUUUUCGGUUCAUCCCUCCAAGAUCACCAAACUUUGGAGGGCUGUGGGAAGCAGCAGUAAAAUCCUUUAAGGGACAUUUCAAGUGCACAAUCGGUAAUCGAGUUCUGCAGCACGACGAGAUGCAAACAGUAGUUGCACAGAUCGAGGCGACUCUCAACUCUCGACCACUAACUCCAAUUAGUAACGACACAUCAGAUUUCGAGGCUCUGACUCCCGGUCACUUCCUGAUCCAGCGACCGUUAACGGCGGUUUCCGAGCCCAGCCUGGAGGAUGUUCCAGAAAAUAGGCUAACUAUUUGGCAGAGGUCGCAAGAUGUCGUUCAACGCAUAUGGAAGAAAUGGUCCACACAGUAUCUAUCCGAUCUUCACAACCGAACAAAAUGGACUCGUCAACGGGACAACAUUUUUGUAGGCACCAUGGUUUUAAUAAAAGACGACAACCUACCUCCAUUAAAAUGGCGACUGGGUCGUGUCUCCAACAUCGUAUCCGGCGCCGACGGCAACAUUCGUGUCGUUGCAAUUCGUACGAAGGACGGUCUAUAUGAGAGAGGGAUCUCUAAAGUGUGCGUGCUUCCGAUUCGAGAUAAUAGAACAUCACCUAGCCCUGAUGAUGAUUAA